Molecule: messenger RNA, 297 nt
Organism: Charadrius vociferus (killdeer)
Lineage: Eukaryota; Metazoa; Chordata; Aves; Charadriiformes; Charadriidae
Gene: SIVA1
Product: SIVA1, apoptosis-inducing factor
Exons: 3
Coding region: 1-297 (98 amino acids)
Biological process (GO): extrinsic apoptotic signaling pathway
Molecular function (GO): CD27 receptor binding
Source: RefSeq, a predicted model, not a curated record
AUGGUUUUGGUGUUCGUUGAUGGAAAACUCACUCCUCUACUCGGUUGCGAUUUUGUCCGGAACCCUAGCAUGUGUACAGCGGCUCCGCCCGUGGGAGUUUCCAAAGCCUGUUCCUCCUGUGUAAGAACCGCUGGUGUCAAGGAAGCGUGCGCGCAGUGCGACCAGUUUGUCUGUCAGAACUGCAGCAGGCUCUGCAGCUGCUGCAACGCGGUUACCUGUUCUUCGUGCUCCACUGUUGAUUAUGGUGAUAUGGGAGAGCAAGUUCUCUGCAAUGGUUGUUCCAUAUUUCAAGUCUGA